GGAGUUUCUCAGUUGUGGUCGUGGGUUGUGGUCGUGUGUUGUCGCUCGUGAAGGGGGUGGGGCGGAGCCGCGGACAUUUUUAUUGGACUUGCAAUUAUCCGCGUCUUAGGCCAAAACCUUUAAAAUUAAGUACAUAGUUAAAGCCUCAAUUCAAUUAACUACGUGCCACUGUGACCAUCAAUAUGGAGCUACCUCUUUUGUGUUUGCCACAACCAAUUUGGAGGUUGCGGCCUUAGUGCACCUUAUUACAUGCUGGAAAUGAGGAAAUGCUCGCUGGUUUGAACAACAGAAUCAGAAUCAAGAUUUCAGGAACGCAGCAAGAGUAAGAUGUCUUUACUAAGGGAAAAUGUGCAGCACGUCUUCGAUUGUUUCUGCGAUGUCCCGAUGCCUCCUGCGUUCGCGAAUCGUAUGAACGCGGACGACAUCAGGCUCAAGUUUCCCAACACCUUUGUCGAGAGGAACACCCUGAAUAUGGUGCCCAAGUUCGCCUAUCCUUGCGUGGUAGAAAGCACGGCCGUGGAGCACUUUUCGUUUGUGCUGCGGCGCGAGGACAAGUGGCUGUUUGGGUUCUGCCGACGCUCUCCGACGGAAAGUUCGACUCUGGUGCUCCUCAGUGCACUGCCCUGGCACGAUCUCAUGUACAAGCUGCUAGACAAGCUGCACGAGGUGCUGUCCGACGGCGGGGAGGUCCAGCUGCGCCGCUGUCUGAACGUCGUCUACAGGACGCCGGUGCCGGCCGGCGGCGAGACGCUGAGGUUCCCGCUGCCCGACGGCACGGACUUUGCUGUCGAGUGUCCCGACCGUCGCCGGCGGCCUGCCCUACUGGUGGACCGCAACCUAACCGAGUACUACGCAGUGCUGGACAACAACACCAAGCUGGAGCUGUUUGCGGCGCUGCUGCACGAGCGGCACGUACUCAUCACCUCUUCCCGACUGGGCCGCCUCAGCGCCUGUGUUCAUGUGAGUGACAGCGGCCGCAGGAGUCGGCUGCCGGACCGCGGGUGUCUGUCCGCCUGUCUGUCGGCCGCCGAUAGCACCGUGAGCUCCCGACUGAUUAUUCACCGUGAUAGAUACGGGCCAGACCGGCGCCCCACGGCCGCGGAUCGGUGUGUGAGCGUGCACUAAACGGGCUCACAGCGUGCAGUGGUGGCAGUCGGCUCCCGAUAUGGUAGCGGCCAGCGGGGUCCGCGGGCGGCCGGCCUGUUGAUACUGACGGACACGCCGCUGGACCGACUGACGCGCGCUAGCGGUCCGCACGUGCCGCGUGCGAGGGCGCGGGGAGGGGGGGAGAGGGGGGCUAUUGUCAGGACGCCCGAGGCGGCGGCACGUACCCGCACAUUGUGGCAGUUCCGCGAAUAGAGGGGCAUACCCGCCGAGCAAGGACACGAUGCAGGAUAUUCGCUUUAGAGACAGCUUUAUCGAACGUCUCCGGUGAAUAAUCGCCCAGGAACGCGCCACUGCACGACAUACUGCUGAUCUGGCUGGCUUUAAAUAGUUAUGUAGGAACUGUCGCUGUGCAACUCCGACCACUGAUAGCUUGGAAAUGCAACUUUGCCCGUCACGCGAGCUCCAUUCACCGGCGCUGCAGCAAUGCAUGUGGGCAUAAUUAGAUUACUACGUGUGAUUUAAUUGCAAUGGGAGCCAACACAUUUCCUGUUAUCGGCACGAAUGUUUUUCCCUCGCUCUGCCCUUCGUAUUCCUUCCCGUGCAGAUUUCCUUAUGUGUGUCGGUCGACCCCCAAGUGCCUUGACUAUGUCGGACGAAAACCGUUCACGUUUAGGCCGGUACAGCGUACACCAUCUCCGGAGACUUACGAUGACUUUUGACGACUGUGUUUGAUGUCACCGACCAUAUUUACAUAUUGCCUCCAAGAAA
This is a messenger RNA of Amphibalanus amphitrite, 1875 nucleotides long. Its product is annotated as DENN domain-containing protein 1B-like. The transcript has 6 exons. Gene Ontology annotation, biological process: endocytosis; endocytic recycling. NCBI's taxonomy places the organism in Eukaryota, Metazoa, Arthropoda, Thecostraca, Balanomorpha, Balanidae. Gene Ontology annotation, molecular function: phosphatidylinositol phosphate binding; guanyl-nucleotide exchange factor activity. The record is from RefSeq and is a predicted model, not a curated record. The coding region runs from base 328 to 1125 and encodes 265 amino acids. Gene Ontology annotation, cellular component: cytosol; intracellular membrane-bounded organelle.